Lytechinus variegatus (green sea urchin) is the source of this 15590-nucleotide messenger RNA. RefSeq lists its product as uncharacterized. The coding region runs from base 251 to 11530 and encodes 3759 amino acids. Lineage: Eukaryota; Metazoa; Echinodermata; Echinoidea; Temnopleuroida; Toxopneustidae. The transcript is spliced from 61 exons. The record is from RefSeq and is a predicted model, not a curated record. Gene Ontology annotation, molecular function: calcium ion binding.
AGGGCGUUGGCAGUAUUAACCUGGCUUUCGAUCUCGUCUCCGCUAUUACCUGCUGGAGUUGAAGUUAGUAUUGAAAGGAGCUAUAUACUACGUGAUACGGGCUUGACGAGACCCUAAGAGGACUAUUAAAACUUCGAUUUUUCUUACCGUGGAUAGAUAAACAGGCUCAAUAUAUGAUCAAAGGCUUUUUAUGAUAUAUUACCUACCAAGCAGCUUCGGAAAAGACUGUUGCAGAUAACCAACCGUAAUCAUGGAGACAUGUUUAAAGAUGUUGGUCCCUGCUCUCUUCGUUUGGUUCACUCUGUUUGUGACAGAUGUCCAUGGGCAGUGCAGUAGUAUCGAGUGCCUGAAUGGAGGUGUCUGUAAUGAUACAUUCUCAGCAGUGCCCUCAUGUUUAUGCACUGGGGCAUUCGCAGGAACUCUUUGCGGAGAACAACCAUUCUUUCGACUUUGCGAUUUAGUCACCGACGAUGGAGACACAAUCAAUCAUGUAUAUGACUACGUCACAACAGUGCGAAUGGAUACCAUACCACAUAGACAACAAUGUUAUUCCCUUAUGAGGUUUCCCGGCGCUACUACAGUGAAUUUUACUUUCACAAGACAUAACAUCGAAGCUCAAAAGGAUGAACUUUAUCUGUUCCCCGGAGGCGAACCUGUAUCUCCUGGAACUUCUGGAUAUACGUCUUACGACGACACAAAUUUAAUUGAUAAUCCGCAGAUUACUUUUACAAAUGCUGGUCCAAACUACGUUUUGAUGGUUAACACCGAUAAGAACAUGUUCAGUAAUUUUACACUGGAAAUAGACGCUGACCGCGAUGACUGCUUCUCGGCUCCCUGUCUGAAUGGAGCGACAUGUCAGGACCGCCUUCGAUCUUAUAGAUGUGAAUGUCCAAUAGACUUCGAGGGCGAAAACUGCGAGAAUGGCAUCGUUGUGGUAGAGAGCACGACACCAAAUGUGAUUUCAAUCAACGUGCGCGAGGGGUUCACUACACAGACAUUGGGUUUUGAUUUGACCUUAUCGCCUGCCGAUGGAAACACAUUCUCUAUCACUGGAGGUUCGGGUCUCUGGAUGGUUUCCGGUUUCUUCUCCCCGGCAUCUGAUGGAGUCACGGCCGUAGGUGGCGGAACCAUUGAUCUCACAGCUCCCCAACAGGCUGAAAACUGGGAACCUCCUUCUAAUACAAUAAUCGCCGCGAUUCAAGCUAAUUCGGUGCCUGUGCCAGCUAACAUCUUAUGUUCUGAUAUGCAGUAUUUCUGCGCUCGUAUUGACAGAGGUCUGAGUCCUUCUCCUGACUUCAGGAUCAUAGGCGAUCCAGAUGAGACAGCUCUACGCGGUUGUACUUCUGUAACAUGCAGAGGUGUUGAAAUAAUUGGCUCAAGUCUCACCAUAACAUCAGGAGAUCUGAGAGAAGGAAUAACACAAACAGUCACAGCGAACUUCAAUCUACAAUCUAAUGCUGCCGGUGGGGCUGUUAGCGGUACUGCACUAUGGAGACUUGGAUUCUUCAGCAGUGACACCCCUACUUCUACGGCCGGCAACGGGGCUUUGGGCUCUGCGUUUCCACAACCUUAUAAUGUAGGAGUUACUCCUGGCCAAGAUGCAGAAUUCAAUGAUCUAAGUUUUGAAGUAGAUCUGUCUGGACAAUACACCUGUGAUGAUAUCCCAUAUAUCUGCAUCAUUGCUGCUAAAAAUGUCGGUGCAUCACCGGAUUUCACCCUUACAACUAUACCCAAUGACGAUGUUCUUUCAGCCUGCACAAGUAUCACAUGUAGAGGUGUGGAGAUUUCUGAGACCAAUCUGGAUGUUAUUGAAAAUGCAAUACAAGAAGGGACAUCACAGGAGCUCUCAAUCGAGGUCUCAUUUUCAUCUGUUCCUGAAGCUGGGAGCGUGGGAGGGUCCGAUCUCAUUGAUGUCGUCUUCUUCCUCACCAACAGCGAUGUUGGAACUGGCAACCGCUUUGACCUUACAAAUGCAGUUCCUUUAAGUGUUACAGAAAUAAAUGCCGGUGAAGUUGUUACGGAAUUGAACAUUGCUGCAAACUUUGAUCUUACAGACGGACCAAUAUGUUCAGGUUUUAGCCAUAUUUGUGUUGAAAUGGAGAGAGGCGCCUCUUCUUCUGUUGAUUACCAAUUAUCGGGAAAUCUCAUUGGUUGUCAACAGAUAGCUUGCAGGGGAGUGGAGAUUUCAGAUACAUCAGUGACAGUUUCUGGUGCUAUCCUCGAAGGUCGAUCUGAGAUAUUGACAUUGAACAUCAUCCUUCAAUCAAUCAGCGAAGCUGGGAGUGUGAGUGGGUCUGGUCUCAUUGAGGUGAUCUCCUUCUUAAGCAACGACGCUAAUGGCUUGGGGACUCGUUACGACACUUCAAGCUCCACUGCCUCGCCAGGAGAUCAUGGCUUUCAAGGAGUAACGGCUGGUACCCCUGCGCAAAUAUCUAACUUUGAUGUCAACUUUGAUCUCACAGAUGGACCAACAUGUUCUGCCUUUAAUUAUGUAUGUGUCGAAAUUCAACGAGGAACAUCGCCUUCGGUUGAAUAUCAGUUUUCAGGAAAUCCUUCAGAUGCCGUACUAACUGGUUGUACUCUGAUACCAUGUAGAGGUGUUGAAGUAUCAGGUACAAGUGUAGGAAUCAGUGGAGGUGAAAUCAUUGAAGGAAUUACGUCCCUUCUUAACUUUGAUGUUGCUUUGCAAACGAGUGCAGAUGGAGGGAGCGUGUCGGGUACUGGUCUGUGGCAGGCAUUAGCCUUUGGAAGCUCUUUCCCCGAUGGAUCAGGUAUUAGGUACCUGGAGACGCCUGUCAACUUUCCGGCUACAGCAGCCAAUGCAGGUGUGGUUGCUGGCCAGGUCACAUCCUUGUCUGGGCUGGAUGCAUCUUUCACGCUGAGCUCAUCUGUCACGUGUGCGGAGUUCCAGUACCUCUGUGUCCAGAUCCAGAGGGGUGGAUCACCAAUUCCUGACUUCAGUCUUAGUGCGGUGCCAGAUCAAGAUUCAUUAAUUGGCUGUGCGCAGACCAGAUGUGGCGGAAUUGAAAUAACUGAAACGGUACUUCAAAUCCAGAGUGGAUAUCUACGAGAAGGAUUUUCACCAAACACAAUCGCUUUUGAUAUCUCUCUCAUCUCCAACCCUGAUGGCGGGAGUGUAAGCGGUUCAGGGCUAUGGGAUGUGACAUCAUGGAUUUCAACAGAUCCUACGGGUGUAGCUCCAAGGUUCCUAGAACAGUCUAUCAAUCUAUCUCCAGAACAAAGUGGAACACCUAUCGUAUCGGGAGAGGAUACUGCUCUAAUGGAAAAUGUAAUGGUGACAUGGGAUUUGUCUGGGGGUCCAUUGUGCACACAGGCAACCUACAUGUGUGUUCGUGUUGAAAAGGGAGCAAGUGCCAACCCAGAUUUUCAAGUUUCUGGCCAACCGAACAAUGAUGUGUUUACGGAUUGUGCAUUGAUCACGUGCAGAGAUGUUGCAAUUACAAGUACUGAACUCAACCUUCAAUCUGCAUCUAUUCUUGAAGGUGCUUCCCAGACUCUUGUUUUCGACUAUACAAUUAACAGUGACCCACUAGCAGGUGGUGUUAGUGGAGCAAACCUCUGGGAGCUUUUUUUCUUCCUGAGUGAUGAUCAGUUUGGUUCUAACCCAAUCAACGAGCAACAAAUUCUGCUCAAUCAAGGACAAGCAAACUCUGCAAUAUUUCCUGGAACUCCUACAGAAUUGACAAGCGUUGAUACUGUAGCAAAUCUCCAGAAUGGACCGACCUGCUCACAGUUCAGUCAUGCUUGUGUGAGACUGAUGAAGAGUUCCGGUGCCAAUCCAGAUUUUGGUCUAACAGAAUCAUCUGACCCUUCUGCAUUCAUCGCAUGCCAAGCUGUUACUUGUACAGGUGUAAGGAUUACUUCCACCCGCUUUAAUCUUCUAUCAGGCGAUAUCCGAGAGGGUACGCCAGAGGAAGUUAGAUUCGACUUCAUUCUUGAAUCUGAUGCAGCAGGGGGUAGUGUCAGUGGUAGCCAAUUAUGGAACGUAACUUUCUUUGGGAGCCAAGAUGGCACUGGACUGGGACCUCGUGUACAGCCACAGGUGAUUGAUCUGACCACAGCGCAGGGAGAGACGGCCAUUACGGCUGGAACAUCUGCAGUCAUUUCUGGCCUUGCCUUAAGCUGGGAUCUCACGGAUGGUCCGCUAUGUUCAGAGUUUGACUUCAUCUGUGCUCGGGUAGAGAAACAUGACAGUUCUAGCCUUGAUUUUGCCCUAUCUGGGAUCCCAGGUGAUACAGUUCUAACAGACUGUGUAAGCGCCAUAUGCAGGGGGGUGGAGAUCACACAAACAACAGUGUCAACUAUUAGCCCAGAAGUCUUGGAAGGAACUGAUCAAGGAUUGGAUCUGUCAAUAACGUUGGAAUCUAACAGUCUUGCUGGCAGCGUCAAUGGUGAUGACCUCUGGCGCGUUAACGCCUUCCUUAGUGCAGAUCCUAAUGGCAAUGGUGUGAGACUAAAUGAAAACAACAUUCCUCUUACAGCUGCUCAGUCAGGAUUAGAUAUAAAUGCAGGAAGCGCGGCUCAACUGGCAUCUCUUGUCUACCAACUUGAUCUGGUCGGCGGCACAACUUGUUCCGAAUUCCAGUACGUGUGUGUGGAGGUUUUGCAGGGGCUGUUGCCCAAUCCAGCUUUUAGACUUGAAAAUACACCCGGGGAUAUCCGAGAUUGCAUACCGAUAACAUGUAGAGGUGUUGAGAUCACCGACUCGGCAGUAACCUUUAUUUCUGGUGGAGUCCGUGAGGGUGUGACUGGACAGAACUUGAUCCUUAAUUUUGCCUUGCAAUCAAACCAACUUGCCGGGAGUGUAAGCGGAACCAACCUGUGGAACUUUGAGGUGUUUGGCAGUUCGACGGCUGAUGGUAGUGGGGAUCGAGUGACACAGGUUGUCCUACCCACAUCAUCUCACUACAACACACCAAUUGUGGCAGGUGUUGAUGCCGUCUUUGAUGACAUUGCAAUCAGGUGGGACAUGGAUGCAGGUUCGACGUGUGCUGAUGUGCAGUACGUUUGCUUCGAGGUGUCAAAGAACGAUGCAUCAACACCAGACUUCACCCUCGUUUCCAGUGGCAGCGUUCUUCGUGAUUGUAUAGCAUUGGAUUGCAGAGGAGUGGAGGUAACAGGUACAAGCCUAGAAGCUGUUUCUGGUGACGAGCUUGUAGAGGGGGAUGCUGCACACGAGGUCGUCUUCAACAUUGUGGUCGAUUCCGACCCAGCAGGUGGCAGUGUGUCCGGUGAAAAUCUAUGGCAGGUCAGAGCUUAUGCAUCAGACAGCAGCACACCUGGUGGAAGUGUCAUCAGUCCCAUUGACGUCACUUUGACUCCUAGUCAGAGCCGCGAAGGAAUUGUUGCUGGUACAACAACAACCAUUGAAGGCAUGAGUGCCAUUCUUGAUCUGAGUGGCGCCUUGUGCAGUGAAGGGGUUGAAGGAUUCUGUGUGGUGUUCCAGCAAAACCCCUUUUCACCAACGAGCUUCACAUUUGAUCCUCAACCAAAUGACAAUAUUCUUACUUCUUGCAUCCCAGCUACCUGCACUGGUGUCCAGAUAACAGAUAUCAAUUUCAACAUAAACUCUGGUGCAACACUUAUUGCUGGAUCUAGUAGACACGACAUAGACUUUGAUAUCAAUAUCAUUACUGAUGCGGAUGGUGCAGGCGUAUCAGGUUCAAAUCUUUGGGAGGCUGAGUUGUUCCUGAACUCCCAAAUUGACGGACAAGGAACAACUACUGUGUCUGCCCCAACAGUUAUUCCACUUAACGGUGAAACUCUGACUGCCGGUGUAUCCUAUACUUUGGAAGGCGUUAACUCAUUCCUUGAUCUGUCGGGUUUGGCUUGUAAUUUACCAUUUCUUUGCGUGAGGCUGAAUAAGAACCCAAACUCAAAUCCAGACUUCACCCUAUCAGCGUCUGCUGACAGUCUUGUCUCUUGUCAGAGUCUACCUUGCAUGGACACUGAUGAAUGUAAUCCAAACCCUUGCCGCAAUGGAGGGAUAUGUACGGAUCUUAUCAAUGCAUACUCUUGUAACUGUCCAGCGGGAUACUCUGGAACAAAUUGUGAAGAAGAUAUUGAUGAGUGCAAUAGCUUUCCAUGCCAAAAUGGUGGAAUUUGUAUGCAGGGAGUAAAUACCUUCACAUGUAACUGUGCUGCUGGAUAUACUGGAACCUUCUGUACAGACGAUAUCGACGAGUGUGCCUCAGCUCCAUGCCAGAAUGGUGGUAUUUGCAACAAUUUCAUUGCCUCAUAUACAUGCACUUGUCAAGCUGGUUACACCGGAACUAAUUGUCAAAUUAAUAUCAACGAAUGCAAUUCCUUUCCUUGUCAAAAUGGAGGCACCUGUACGGACCUCAUCAAUCGCUACCGAUGUGACUGUGCUCCAGGAUAUGGUGGAGACAACUGCCAAACUAAUAUUGACGAGUGUGCGAGCUUCCCUUGUCGAAACGGAGGGAAUUGUAUUGAUCUUAUUGAUGCGUACACUUGUAUGUGCCAGCCUGGCUGGACUGGUUUCACAUGUGAUAUGGACGUAGACGAGUGCCUUAGCAAUCCUUGCGUCAAUGGCCAAUGUAAUGGCCGUGGAACUAACUUCUACAUAUGUACAUGUGAUCCCGGUUACACAGGAACCAAUUGUGAUAUGAAUAUUGAUGAUUGUUCUCCAAAUCCUUGCCUCAAUGGUGGUCAAUGUAUUGAUGAAAUAAACGGCUAUAGAUGUAUUUGUGAACCAGGCUGGACUGAUACUAAUUGCCAAAUAGAUAUCAAUGAAUGUGAGGAGACAACCAACCCUUGCAAUGGUAACGGUGUAUGUCGCAAUCUACAGAAUCGAUUUGAAUGCGUAUGUUCACCUGGUUGGACAGGCCCACGCUGUAGCAUCGACAUCGACGAAUGUGAAUCCUCUCCUUGUGAAAAUGGGGGCACCUGUGACGAUGGCAUCAAUUUCUACACCUGCAUGUGCCCAGAUGGCUAUACUGGUGUUACAUGUAAUAUCGAAAUAAAUGAAUGUACAAGAGAGCCUUGUGAGAAUGGUGGAACCUGUGAGGAUGGUACUAACACUUUUGUCUGCAGGUGUCAGGAUGGUUGGGAAGGUCCAACAUGUGCCACUGAUAUAAAUGAGUGUGCGUCAUCCCCUUGUUUGAAUGGAGGAACAUGCACGCACGGCGUUAACUUCUACGUCUGCCAGUGCACACCUGCUUGGUUCGGUGACAAUUGUGAACGAGAGCGUGAGGAGUGUAGUAGCAACCCCUGCCAGAAUGGAGGGACUUGUAAUGAACUGACUAAUGGCAAUGGAUAUGAGUGCACAUGUGCACCAGGAUACACAGGAACACACUGUGAAACAAACAUCAAUGAAUGUAAAAGUGGUCCCUGCAUGAACGGCGGAAUGUGCAUUGAUGGUAUCAAUGGAUUUACAUGUGACUGCGUAGAUGGCUAUACAGGGACAAUCUGUAACAUUGAGAUCAAUGAAUGCUCUUCAAGUCCCUGCGUCAAUGGAGGCACUUGUGAUGAUAGAAUAGCAUUUUACGUUUGUACAUGUGCGCCUGGAUGGACUGGAGCUAAUUGUGAUAUCGAUAUUCUUGAAUGCGACAGCUUCCCCUGUCAAAAUGCUGGCGUGUGUACUGACUCCAUCAAUGCAUACUCAUGUAAUUGCCAAGCCGGAUAUACUGGAAUCAAUUGUCAAACUGAUAUCAAUGAAUGCUCCAGCUCUCCCUGUUUGAAUGGUGGAACAUGUGGAGAUUUCGUCAAUUUCUACAGCUGUACCUGUAUUGCAGGCUUCACUGGGCAGAAUUGUGAAAUGGAUGUUGAUGAAUGUGUAAGUGGACCUUGUUUGAAUGAUGGUACCUGCGUUGACAACAUAAACUCAUUUACUUGCGAGUGUGCCAGUGGAUUCGGAGGAACCUUUUGUCAAAUAGAUAUAGACGAGUGUGCCAGCAGUCCAUGUCGAUCGGGCGCAGUUUGUAAUGAUCUGAUAGAUGGCUAUGAAUGCAUAUGUCAGCCUGGUACAGAAGGCCCCCGAUGCUUUAUCGACAUUAACGAGUGCGCAAGUUUUCCUUGCCUGAAUGGCGGAGUUUGCACGGACCUACCGAACGCAUACACCUGCACAUGUCUGCCGGGAUAUACGGGCACCGAUUGCCAGAUUGAUGUAGAUGAGUGUAGCAGUGGCCCUUGUAUGAAUGGUGGUAUCUGCACUGAGGAGAUUGAUUUCUUCUCAUGCCAGUGUAUCAGUGGAUUUGAAGGACUUCGCUGCCAAACAAAUAUCAAUGAGUGUGCAAGUAAUCCUUGUCAGAAUGGUGGAGUUUGUACCGAUGGGGUGAAUAGCUUUUCCUGCACCUGUGCUAAUGGUUGGACGGGUACAAAGUGUGAAAUAGAACUAGAUGAAUGCGAAAGCAACCCAUGUGUGAAUGGUGAAUGCGAAGAUGGUGUAUAUGCAUUUACUUGUUACUGUGAUCCCGGUUGGACUGGACAAAGAUGUGACAUACCAAUUGAUGAAUGUACAAGCGGACCAUGUGAGAAUGGAGGUUCCUGUACUGAUGGAAUCAACAGCUACUCUUGUCAAUGUCUUCCCGGCUGGACUGGAUUCAAUUGUGAAAUAGAUAUCAAUGAAUGCGGCAGCAACCCUUGUUUAAAUGGAGCUAGAUGCCAGGAUGGUCUGAAUCAAUAUACUUGCAUUUGUGCUGCAGGAUGGACAGGAACCAGAUGUGAAAUAGAUAUUGACGAGUGCGCAUCUUUCCCUUGCUUGAACAGUGGAUCUUGCAUUAACUCCCAGAAUGGAUACAUGUGUACAUGCACACCAGCAUAUACUGGCACCAACUGUCAAAUCGAGGUUGAUGAAUGCCAGAGCAACCCUUGUCUGAAUGGAGGGUUCUGCAAUGACAGGAUAAACUUCUAUACAUGCACCUGUGCAAGCGGUUACACUGGUGUGCACUGUGAGACACCGAUUCGUUAUUGCUCUAGCAAUCCGUGUGUUAGAGGCAUCUGUGUUGAUGAGGUCAACGCUUUCAGUUGUGUAUGCGAUGCAGGCUGGACCGACGUGUUAUGCAGCACAAACAUUGAUGACUGUGCUGUCAACCUGUGCUUGAAUGGGGGAACGUGUAUUGAUGGUGUGAAUAGCUUCAGGUGUAGUUGUGCACCGGGAUGGACAGGAGACCUAUGUGGCCAGGAUGUGGAUGAGUGUGCAAGUAAUCCAUGCAGGAAUGGGGGAAUUUGCAACAAUUUGCAAAAUAUGUUUACUUGUACUUGCCCAACGGGAUACACGGGAGUGAUUUGUGAAACAGAGAUUGAUGAGUGUGAAAGCCAGCCUUGUCGCAACGGUGGUUUGUGCUUUGUCAAUCCAAACGGCAUAUCUUUCAGGUGUGCAUGUCGGGCAGGUUAUGUAGGAGAUCUAUGUCAGAUAGACUUUGAUGAAUGUAGCUCAAAUCCUUGCAUAAAUGGAGGGACCUGCACGGACGAAGUCAAUGGCUUCCGUUGUACAUGUCUCCCUGGGUUCGGCGGGACAACCUGUAGUAUCAACAUCAAUGACUGCACUGAAAACACAUGCUUGAAUGGUGGAAUCUGUUUGGACUUGAUCAGUGGAUACAUGUGUGCAUGUCCUCAAGGGUAUUCAGGAAACAACUGUGAAAUAAAUGAGGAUGAGUGUGCCAGUAACCCAUGUAUGAAUGGAGGGGAGUGCAUCAACCGUGCCCAAGUUCAUGGUUAUGAUUGUACUUGUGCCCCGGGCUUCACCGGCACUCAUUGUGAAAUAAAUAUCAAUGAAUGUUCCUCAUCUCCUUGUAUGAAUAAUGGCAUCUGUAAUGAUGGUAUCAAUUCAUACACCUGUACUUGCUCACAAGGAUGGACAGGAGUUCAUUGUGAGAUAUCCAUUGGGUGCAGAGUAAACUAUACGCUGGGAGUUGGAGGAAAGGUCAUUAUCAACUCACCUAACUACCCAUCCAAUUAUGGCAAUGGAGAGAACUGCCUAUGGUUUAUUACUGGUAUCAAUGGUCGUGACGUCAACAUUGACUUCAAGGAUUUCAUAACAGAAAACAGAUAUGACAACUUUAUUGUUGGAGUUGGGCCUGACCCUAAUAUUGGCAGUCAGCGGAUGGGCUUCUCUGGCCCUGUCAAGCCGGGCGAAAACUCAUUGCAGGGAGUCAAUACAAUCUGGAUCCGUUUCCAGACUGACAGUGAAAAAACAGAUCGGGGCUUCUCGGUGGAAUUCCGUGACAGUGCAUACCAAGUCAUAACACCUUGCGAUGCCAGGCCCUGCAUCAAUGGGGGAGUCUGUUCAAAUGUUGGAAAGAUUAAUUUCCGCUGUGAUUGCAACAACUUGUGGACAGGACAAAACUGCGAGCUUCCUUCAGUGAUAAACAAAUGUGGAUUGAAUCCCUGUACCAAUGGUGCUGAAUGCAUGAAUGCUGGGGAGGAUUACACAUGCCUCUGUCCGGCCGGUUUCACUGGAAAGAACUGCACUGACGACAUUGAUGAAUGUGCGCAGAAUCCAUGCCAAAAUGGUGGAGAAUGCUUCAAUCUUAUCAAUGCCUAUGCAUGUGCCUGUCUGUCCUGUUACUCUGGACGCAACUGUGAAUUAGCUCCACCUUCUGCCGCCUGCAGUGUAAACCUAUGUGAGAAUGGUGGAGACUGUUCCUACAACCGUGGAACCUACGACUGCUCGUGUGCAGAAGGCUACGAUGGAGAAUACUGCCAAAAUGAUACUGACAGAUGUCGCUUCAACCCUUGUAAUUUUGGUUCAUGCUCUACUCUGAAUGAUAACUACCAAUGUACAUGUCAGGAGGGUUACAUGGGAACCCAGUGUGAUAUUCAAGAUACUACCGAUUGCGUCAAUGCAAAUCCCUGUCAAAAUGGUGCUGCCUGUAUGGUUGAGAAUGGCACCUAUUCCUGUGACUGUCCGGUAGGAUUCCAAGGAGAGUACUGCUCAGAAAAUAUCAAUGACUGCCUGGAUGAGACCUGUAGCGGGAAAGGAGUUUGUGUGGAUGGCAUCAAUGGAUUCACAUGUGUGUGUCGCAGUGGCUAUCUGGGUACCCGCUGUCAAAUAGAUGUUGAUGAAUGUGCAUCGAAUCCAUGUUUGAACGGCGGAGUUUGCUUAAACCAAGCGAAUGGUUUUACCUGUAUAUGUACUGGUAGUUUUGUCUUACCUCUCUGCACCCAAGAGCAAAUUAUCAGCUCUGGUGGUAGCCAGCAAAGUACAUUCCGAGGGACUCGUAUCACCCUGGAUCCAUAUUUCAUCCUCCUGAUUGUGGCUUUAGCAUUGUUUGCCAUAUUCUUCCUCCUCCUCUUCCUAAUUGCCAACUGCUGUAGAGCUAGAACGGACCAAUAUGAUACAGAAAAAGCACGAUUGGGUGAAUACCCAUCCCAAACUCGAGCUGAGAUGUCCAUCUUGGCAAACGCUGAACCCCCAGGUACACGAGAGAACGACUACGCCAUUCACGGACCGAUCCCUCCAUCUGGCGGUGGAAAUGUAUCUACCAUGAACAGCUUUGAGAACCCAUGGCCACAGUCAGAAGAUGAACUAAGGAAAACUGCUUUGUAAAGAAUGACCAUUGUCCUAUUUCAUAAAGACCUGUUUCAAUAACAAAUGCACAAAUCUAUACCAAGUUCAAUUACCAGCCAAUCAAAACAAAUGAUUUUGGUAGCUUAAAAGUGUUAUUUCAAAUUUGUUAUUAUGACAUGUCUUAUGAAAUGGGCCCCAGAUCUGACCAACGAUGACGAUUUUUACUACACUGUGAUCUGCAGUGAUGUUCUAUACUACAUUGACAACAAUAAAUCUUAUUGAAUGAAGCAGUAUCUGUAACGAAAAUUUAGACAUCAAAUUCAAGUAUUUCUAGAUGAUCAACAUUGUAAUUUACCUCUUAAAAUUACUAAUUAGUAAUGGUCGACUCUCAUUUCAGUGAGUCGUUCUUUCUCGAUGAUUUAUUUAUUUCGAGAGGACAAUCAUUCAUGAAACUUGUCUAUUUCAACCAUGGCAAAUACUGUCUUAUUGUCUUUUACAUAUUGGUCCAUUCUAGAUUCUUUUCUCACUUUUUAAUUAUGAAUUUUAAGUGGCCUGUCUGAAGAUUUGUCAGUACUUUAGCUCAUAAUGGAUUAAGUAUUCCAUAUUCGUAGUCCAUGAUGAUUAGCAUGCAGUUAAAUGACAUGUCUACCCCAAACAGAGAGCAGAGUUAAAUGAAAUAUAACAAUUAAAAUUUCAUUAAUUAAAUUUGACGUUUUUGUAACAAUUUAGAUCAAUAUGCACAACAAAACAACAGUGAUAUGCAAAUGAAAGUGAGAUUCAGUAAUGUUGCUCACUUUAUAUUUAUUUUGUAUUAUUUGAAUUAUAAAAUAUUUCCAUUUUUGCAGAUUAUACAAAAGGAGAAUAAUCACAAUAGAUUACAAAAAAUUGCACAUAAAAUGUUCAGGCAAAAAUCAAGUUUUUUGUACAUUACAAUGAGAGGAUUAGCAUUUUUCAUGGAAUAGUAUACAUAUGAGAACUAGUAUGUGACCUCAUUGUAUACUAUUAUAAACAGGAUGAGUAUAUCACUGUUUUUUGACACUAAGAGAAAGUUCAAAAAUUUCAAAUUUCAGAUCCGAUUUGAUUAAAAAAAUCAGUUGUACAUUUGUUUUCCCUUUUAUGUUCACAUCAACUUGUUAUGGUGAACUUCUCUAAAGGGCCAUUCUUUAUGCUAAUCCUUUAUUCCUAAACAUGGUAUUCAGACUUUCUUCUACACUUUGUUGUCAACGUAUUAUCACAGGAUUCAAGCAAGCUGUGCUACUUGAAUUUCUUAGCAUGAAUAUCAAGAUUUGAAAUUUUCGAAAAAAUAAGUUUCUAAAAUGUUUGAUUAUAGAAAAAAAAUAUUUGCGUUCUUAUUUUCUUAUCAAGCAAAAGUAUUUUCUUGUAUUGUCACUUUUCUCCCUUGAAGUUGGUAUUCUUUACAUACAUAUAGGGAAAUUAGGUGAUGGUUUCUGUCAAGUACUGAAAUGUUUCGAUUUUACAAUAAAAUUUCUUUAUUUCUAAUUUUGUUUUUUCUAUAUGCAUUUUUACUGUUAAGCAUUAUUGAUUUUUAUUCAGCGUCACUACUUUUUUCAGUUUGAUUCAUCUUUACAUUCUUUAAAACAUAUUAGCACCAUUUGCGGUGCGGCAAAAUGGAAUUCACUUUUUUUUAUUCUUCAAGCAUUUGUUCACUCAAAGAUAGGUUUUAGAUUUCAUUGGUUUGAAUUUAAAGUUUUUUAGUCAUGGAUUUCACUAUCACAGUUUAAAUUUAUUUCGCUUUGCGACUUAUGAAACUUGGUUUCCUUUCAUUUCCAGCAUUCAAUCCUUUGAUAUAGGCCUAUUUCUUUGUUAAAUAUGUUUUUCAGGCAUUUUCAAAUUUUCUUGAUAUUGCUUGGAUAUAAGUAAUAUUUCAUAUUUUUUCUAUUUACAAGUGCACAUUUGUACACAUCUCUUUUUGUCAAAUGUCAUUCUAUCAAAUUACAAUAAGUCACUAUCGGUAAUGGUAUUCCUGUUAUAUUAGACCAAUCUACACUUGAUAAGAAUUUUUUCUAUUCAAUUUGAAGUAGGCGAUAGCAUUUCUUUAACCUAUGGGAUAUGAUUUGUUAUAUGGAUUUGGGGUUUGUAAUACUUUUUACAAAUACUACUAAGCUCAUAUAUACUAACCAAUCAGGAUUCCACACAAUCUAAUAUCCCAUAGACAUUCCACAAAGCUUUUCCCUAACAAAUUGUACCUCCAUUUAUGGUUUCAUAGUUUUAAUCACACUCAACACUAAAUAAAUAUAUCAUUUGAAGGGCGACACUUUUGGAUCAACCCCCUCCUCUCCCUUUGAUGACAGAAGGCUUUUUAAACUACCCCAACAUUCACAUUCUUCAUUCGCUGUAAAUUUUCAGCCGUAAAGGGGCAAAAUUGAAAGGCUGUGAUUACAUUUUACACUAGAAACUACUCCAGUUAUUAUUAGCUUCUAGGCUGUAAAAGAGCCUUGGGUGUUAUGCCAUGGGCUGCUUGCACCUAACUUGGGAGUGUGUCAUCGAAGACAAUGAGAUAUCAUCAUAUCGAAUUUAUAGUGUCCCGUUCCUCUCAGCCUAUUGAUUACCCCCCAAAAAUGGCAACAAACAUUAAUUUUGUCAUCAUUUUCAUUGAAAGAAAAAUGAUAUUGAUAUAGCAGGAGUCAAACAAUUUACUGAAAAGUUGUCUUUAUGAUGCUGCCAAUUUAAAGUGUCUAAUGAUUAAAUCGAGUUAAAGAUCAUUUAUUCAGGACCGGCACUACAUACUGUACUCGGAAUGGUAUAGUACAUUUUUCCCUUUCUUACCAUAUCCUAUUUGAAAUUGCUAUAGCAUUCAGGAUUUUGAGAAGCUGCAAUAGAGACAAAUAAUAUUCAAAUUCUCAAGCAAGCUGACGCCCAAUUAUUCAUAAUUGUUAUACAAUUACUAUGUCUUAUCUGUCAGCAACUGGGAGGGCUAAAAUCCAAAAAUCUGUUAUACAUCCAAUUAUUAUCUACAUAUGGAUUACUCGGUUAUGAAAUCAAAUCAAUUAAGGGACUAAUUGUUAUAGGUUAAAGGGAUAAUAUUCAAAUUCUCAAACUAACAUAAUGCCCAUUUAUUCACUAAAUGACUUAUCUGUCAACAGUUGGGAAAGCGAAAAUCAAGACACUGUAUUAUACACCCAAAUUAUCUACAUGUGGAUAACUUGGUGAUGAUAUCAGUUAAGGGAUCAUUCAAUUAGUCAAGCAAUGGCGAUCAUUCAAUCACAGAAAUUAUUAGUCAGCUUCAUCAACAAUGAAUUGCUAAACUAUUGAUCAUAAGAAUAUCAAUCAUAUCAUCUUAAGAACAUGUUAAUUAUCAUUCAACUCCUAAAUUCUAUUACUUUGAUCAAACAAUUAUUUGAAUCCAAUCUAAAGUCACAUUGAAUCUCUGGAAUCAGUCUUUCAUUUAUCAACCAAAUUAAGAAUUUAUAAUCAAUAUAUUGUCAAUCAAAUCAUCUAGAAAUUGCUCAUUCGAUCAACAUAAUCACUCAAUUUGAUCACCAGUAUCAUAUAAACAACUAAUCCAGCAGCAAAAAAAAAUCCCCAUCAAUUACAAUAAUAUUAUGUACUUCAUAUUUCCAUUUUUUAAGGGUAUUAUAAUUAGGUUAAAUCAUAAUUUUUGUAAUUUCUCAAAGCAGUGAUUUCACAGCACCAGCAUGCAUCUAAGUCUAUGUAUAUGAAGUAUUGAUUGACACGUUGCUUUAGGGGUGCAAUUCAUUCAACCACUUCAAAUAGCUAGAUGAUUGCGCUGUGUUGGGCGUAUUCUAAAAGGUUCUGAUGAUUUACAAAAAACAUAUAUAUAUACUUAAAAAUAAAUAUUCUAAAAUGCAAGAUAUCUGUAUUUACUCCAUACAAUAUUUCAAUCUCUGGUCUGACUUAGUCAUGCGGGCUUUGUAAUGAUACCAUGUUGAUAUGGCAAUGAUGUCAAUGUAUUUCAUGUCUUCAUGAAACCCUUAUGACUUUGUGUUAUUCAUAGAGAUGUCAUCAUAUAUUUUGGUUAAAAAUCAACCUGUUUUCAUAAACUUGUCAGCUGUAACUGCUACUCAGUUGCUAUGAUUGGAAAUUAAUGAUUUAUAAUUAAACAAUGAAUUGAUGGGGA